CCUAAGCGUUUAAAAGGGAGGAGGGAUCACUUGACAGGAAUUGCCUCAGAAACUGUGAAAGCAGCCUGUAGAGCUGGGAGUGGAUAUAGUGAGCUAAACCUUAUAUGCUGAAUGAGAGGGUGUGAGAGUGUGGACCACAGCUACAUCACACUCCCACACUUUCAGAGAGACAGAAAGAGAGAGAGAGGGCUGUAGUGUAACACCACUGCUGGAGGGUGCGUGACCUCACACUUCUGCUUAUUAAGCGAAACAGCCAGUCUCUAAAGCUUAGGAAGAGAAGCCUGGAGAGUUAGUGUGCGAUUUGUCGAGGUGGAUGAUGAAGAUGUGUGUGUGUAGAACCACAUGCUGAAGUGGACACUUCCGACCCAAACUUGUGCCAGCUGCAUCUCUGAGGGACUUCAGACUCUGUGUCCAAGUGUGAGUGUGGUUGCGCAGGAGCAACUUUGAGUCUUCACUUUGUUUCAGAAUGGAUCAGCCGGCCAGCAGCUGCAUGCGGAGCUCCCACCCCGCCAGCUCUCUAUGGGGGUGUGUGAGAGGCCCUCACCCAGUCACGACCGCUGGAGCUGGGCCCUACCAGCAGACCCCCUUCUCCCUGCACCAGAAGCCCGACUUCCUGGCCUACACGGACUUCUCAGGCUCGUGUUUGGUGCCGGCGCCGCACGCAUACCCGCGCGAAGACAGGCUGUACCCAGAGCCCCACAGUGCUGCCUACCAGCGGACAGAGUGGCAGUUUGGCUCAUGCGAGCUGAGGGCCAGAGGUCAGGAGCCAUGCCAAGCGGCAGUGGGUGGAGGAGCAGACAUGGACAGUGCGGGAGUGGACAGACUGCCCGGGACAGUGACAGCCGCACUGGAUGGGGAAUACUCCCCUCAGAGUAUAGCCACAGCUGAGACGGAGAAAAAGAGCUGCAAGAGGAAAAGAGAACUCACAGAUAUCCAGGAAUCUGGCUUUAAGGCUGAUUCAAACUGCAAGGCCAGGAAGGAGCGGACAGCCUUCACUAAGGAGCAGCUGAGGGAGCUGGAGGCAGAGUUUACACAUCACAACUACCUGACCCGUCUGCGUCGCUAUGAGAUUGCUGUAAACCUGGACCUCACUGAGAGACAGGUGAAGGUGUGGUUUCAAAACAGACGCAUGAAAUGGAAGAGGGUGAAAGGUGGUCAGCCUGCUUCCCCCCAUGACCUAGAAGCAGAUGAGUUGGAUUCUGCAGCCUCGCCCAGUUCUGAGUAAAUGACCCUGACCUCCACCUCCAUGUACAGAGACAUUGACACGCACACCACUGUGCAUCCUGGGAUAUCUGCUACCGUGAAGCCACAAAUACAGCAUACAAUUAACAUAAUGCCAAGCUUAUAACACAUUCAAACAACUUUUGUUUUAUGGACAUUUUUGGGAUGGCCAGCUCCUCUGGGGUCACUAGUUUGGACACUUUCUUAAACCAAAAUUGGCUUAUUACCAAGCAAAUGAUAUCAAAGUCUGCAUUGUUUUAAUUCA
Colossoma macropomum (tambaqui) is the source of this 1486-nucleotide messenger RNA. It is a transcript of the gene meox1, whose product is annotated as mesenchyme homeobox 1. NCBI's taxonomy places the organism in Eukaryota, Metazoa, Chordata, Actinopteri, Characiformes, Serrasalmidae. Gene Ontology annotation, cellular component: nucleus. The record is from RefSeq and is a predicted model, not a curated record. The coding region runs from base 467 to 1225 and encodes 252 amino acids. Gene Ontology annotation, biological process: positive regulation of transcription by RNA polymerase II. Gene Ontology annotation, molecular function: RNA polymerase II cis-regulatory region sequence-specific DNA binding; DNA-binding transcription factor activity, RNA polymerase II-specific. The transcript has 3 exons.